UGCGUAUCACACUACGUAUUAUACUUCUCAGAAAAAAGAGAUCAAGAAAUUGUUCAUAUGCUGUAUUUGCACCGAACUGUACAGCCAAAGGUACUUCCUUGUCAGCAUACAUUCUGUCUGCAGUGUCUCGAAAAGUGCGUGAGGUUUCACAUUAGUAUUUCACAAUCAGGGAAACUUAUAUGCCCAAUAUGUCGUGCCGAACAUUCGAUUCCGUCAGGAGGAGUAAAGGCCUUCCCAGUAAGUGCGGGUUCACUCUUAACCAGCGAAUGUUUCGUUUCACAACCAUUAACAUUAUAUCUUUUCAAUCUAACUACACUAUUAUCGACCUUCUCAACAAUCCUGCNUCCUGCUUUAGUCGCACAGACUUCUGACAACGAGGAAAUUCAGAAUCAUGGGUGA
Messenger RNA from Haemonchus placei, 399 nucleotides. The record is from the annotation of a GenBank genome assembly. Lineage: Eukaryota; Metazoa; Nematoda; Chromadorea; Rhabditida; Trichostrongylidae.